Molecule: messenger RNA, 2100 nt
Organism: Adineta ricciae
Lineage: Eukaryota; Metazoa; Rotifera; Eurotatoria; Adinetida; Adinetidae
Source: the annotation of a GenBank genome assembly
AUGUUACAAUCAUUUAUUCGAACAAGAACAAGAUACAUUUUAUCAAUACGUAAUCCCAUUCAAUUGGUUCAAAUAAAAACACUAACGUAUCAGAAACGUAUACAAUCAUAUUAUGAUGAUGGUAUCAAUUUAAAACAACAAUCGAUUGAAAUUAAUCCUAUCGAACGUAUUCGUCGAUGUUCACUUCAUAAAGAUGAUGAUAUUUGGACAUUAUAUAAAACAAUGUGUCCGGAUGUUCGGACAUUAGGUGAUGCUUUAGAUGAAGGUUGUAGGGUCUCGAACAAUGGGCCAUGUAUAGGAACUAUUCAAACAUCGAAUGGUGUUCCUUCUUUACAAUGGUUUUCUUAUUCGACAGUGAUUGAACGAAGUCAGUCUAUUGGUACAUAUCUAUGGACAAGAACGGAACUUAUACCAUCAAAAUCUAAAGUGGCUAUUCUAUCAUCCAAUCGAGCGGAGUAUUUAUUCUGUGAACAAGGUUGUUAUAUGUAUGGAUUUAUCGUUGUUAGUAUUUAUACUACAUAUGAUGAUGUAGCUAUUCAGAAUAUUUUACAGCGAACUGAAGCUGAAGUACUUAUUGUUGAUAAUUUGGCACGUAUUCAAUCCAUUAGAGAUAAAUUGUUGAAUAAUAAUCAAAUAAAAGAAAUAAUUGUUAUGGAUGAUAUAAUCUAUGAUGCUAUAAAUGAAAAAAGUAAAAUUCGAUCGGUAUCAUCAAUAUUCAAAACAGUGAAACCUACGGAUAGAAAUGAAAGACCAAUGAUUGCUCCGAAUGAUACUGCAACGUUCAUCUUAACAAGUGGAACAACAGGUGAUCCAAAAAUUGCAAUGCUAUCUCAUGAGAAUCUAUUAGCAGCAACAAAAGGUAAUCUUAUUCGUCUAUAUCAAGCGAAUAUAAAGAAACCAGUAACUGAUCGACAUUGUUCAUUUUUACCAAUGGCUCAUAUAUUUGAAAGAUUUGUCAUUUUACAAAUUCUUCUCAAAGGCACAGAAGUGAUAUUUUGUCCAACACCAGAAAAACUCAUCGAAUACUUCUCGAUCGUUAAACCUACUCAAGCAUCUGUGGUUCCUCGUAUUCUUAAUAAAGUUUAUGAUGCAAUUAUGAGUGAUAUGAAGAAAAGUAAACUAAAACAUUUUCUUGUUCAACAAGCUUUACACGAACAAUUACCGUUUCUUUCACGUUUUAUUUUUCAAAAAGUAAGAAAUCUCUUUGGUGGUGAGCUUAAAGCAAUGAUUACUGGAUCGGCACCAAUUAAAUCCGAUGUCAUGCAUUUUUUCCGUAUUGCACUCGAUAUACCUAUUAUAGAAGGAUAUGGACAAACUGAAUCCUGUGCUGCUGGUGCAACAACACAUCCAGUCGAUAUAUCCUAUGGAACAGUUGGUUCUCCUGGACCGAACGUUGAAAUCAAACUAAUUGAUGUACCUGAUACAAACUAUCGAAGUGAAAUGAAUCAAGGAGAAAUUUGUCUGCGAGGACCAACGAUCUUCAAAGGUAAACUGUCAAUUAAGAUAGAUAUCAUGUUGGAAAAUAUUUUGUUUUCUAUUUUGACAGGUUACUAUGGUGAUCAGGAGAAAACACGCGAAACAAUUGAUAAAGAUGGUUGGCUACAUACAGGUGAUGUAGGAGAAUGGACCAAUCAUGGAGCAUUACGAAUUAUUGAUCGAUCAAAACAUAUAUUCAAGUUAAGUCAAGGAAAAUACAUUGCACCAGAACGUCUUGAAGAUGUUUACAUUCAUUCUCCAUGGGUUGCUCAAAUCUUUAUUGAUAGUAUUUCAAGUGAAACAACAGUAGUCGCUAUAAUCGUACCAGAUGAAGAAUAUGUACGAAAAAAUUUCAAAUCAAAGAUAAUAGAUUCUGUUUCAUUCGUUGAUCUAUGCAAAGAUGAAAAUCUGAAAAAAAUGAUUUUAACCGAUAUCAUUCGAUUGGGAAAAGAACAAAAACUUCCUUAUUAUGAAAUACCAAGUAAUAUUUAUCUUCACGAUCAAUUAUUUACACAAAAGAAUGAAUUAUUAACAAUAACAUUCAAAAUACGACGAGGAAAUGCUCGAAAACAAUUUCAUCCCAUUGUUAAAUCAUUGUAUAAUACAUCUCCAAAUUACACAUAA